GGAGAGGUCUCUUCUAGAAAGACAAAUAUUCCAGUUGGGAAAUGGAGGGUCAGAGGUAUUUGUGGCAUUUGAGACAAAAAUAGAGAUAUUUGUGGGAUUGGUAAUUUUGACUGAAUCAAAUUGAUAAAAACAACCAAAUAAGCAAUAUAGCAAUGUUAAUUCAGGUUCUUCAUUUCAAUCUUUGACAACGAAAAUAAAAACAAACUUUCUGGUUUGUAGCACUGCAGAUAUAGGGUACUGUGUUGCCUCUCCCUGGUCUCAUCCAUAGAGAAGAGACACAGGAGAUUUUACAGAGAACCCUUUUAUUAUUAUUUUUUUCUUGUAAUUCUAAAGGAAUGCCAUUGAUCCAUAGAGAAAAGAGCAUACUUUAAAAAGCAAAGCAAGAAGAGAGUAUCAAAAUUUGUGGCAUUUUGGGUUUCUUUUCGUUUGUUUGUUUCUCGGAAGAAUUUAAAUAGAGAAAGAAAAUAGUAAGACAGAAAUAUGUGGCUGCAGAAAUAUCAAGUGGAAAAACAAGGAGGAGCAAAUGGGUUAGUCGCAGUUGCAAUAGAUAAAGACAAGAACAGCCAGAAUGCUCUUAAAUGGACUAUUGACAAUCUUCUACAAAGAAACCAGACUGUCAUUCUCAUCCAUGUCAAGCUCAAAACUCCUUCCUAUUCCUCAAUGACUUCUAUUUCCAGUUCUUAUUCUAAAUUCAGCCAAAUGUACGACGGUAUGCAUGAGGAAAAUGCACUUGAAUGCAGAGACGUUGAUCCCCACACCAGAGAAUUGUUCCUUCCUUUUCGAUGUUUUUGUACCCGAAAAGAUAUAAAAUGCAAAGACAUUGUAUUGGAAGACAUAGAUGCAGCAAAAGCAUUGAUAGAAUAUACAACUGUCAAUGGAAUUGAGAACUUGAUUCUUGGUGCUUCAUCAAAAACUGGAUUUCUUAGAUUCAAGGCAACAGAUGUUCCAGGCACGGUAAUGAAAGGAGCACCAGAUUUUUGCAAUGUAUAUGUCGUAUCCAAAGGAAAGGUUCAAUCCACACGGUCUGCUUCGCGUCCUGCACCAGCUGUCUCCCCCUUACGCUAUCAGUUUCAGAGUCAUCCCGCCCAAGCCAACAUGAAUCCAGAGCAUUAUGAGCAACAUUAUCAUUCUUCAAGUGCAAGAGGAUAUGACAGACCACCGGAGCGGCCUACUAAGACAUAUGAUGAAAUUGAUACCAUCAGGUCUCCAUUCACGAGGAAAGGUCCAAAUGCUAAAUCAUAUGGAGAGUUAUCUCUAGCUGAAAGUGAUAUAUCCUUUGUCAGCUCUGGUAGGCCAAGUGUUGAUCGUGGUGGUUACUCUCCAUACUAUGAAAACUUGGACUCAGGAAGAACCACACCACGGAUAUCGAACAGUACAGAAAUAGACAUCAACCACAGUUUUGAGUCUAUGCUGUAUGGACGGCGGUCAGUGGACAUCACCACUCCACCUGAAUAUGCUUCAUGUUCUCAUGACAGUGACAGAUUAUCAACCUCAUCACAGUCAAUUGAAGAAGUUGAGGCUGAGAUGAGAAGGUUAAAACUUGAACUCAAGCAAACAAUGGAAAUGUAUAGUACAGCCUGCAAAGAAGCACUUACAGCAAAACAAAAGGCUGUAGAACUCCAGCUCUGGAAGAUAGAAGAAGAGAAACGGUUUGAAGAGGCACGACUGGCUGAGGAAGCUGCACUGGCAAUUGUAGAAAAGGAGAGAGCCAGGUCCAGAGCGGCUAUGGAGGCUGCAGAAGCAUCUAAGAGGAUUGCAGACCUGGAAGCACAGAAAAGGAAAAAUGCAGAAAUGAAAGCACUCAAAGAAGCAGAAGAGAGGCAGAAGGUAAUGGCUUCUCUAGCGAAAUCAGAUGUACGGUACAGGAAGUACUCCAUUGAGGAGAUUGAGAUUGCCACAGAGCACUUUGCUCAAUCCAGAAGGAUUGGAGAAGGUGGUUAUGGACCUGUAUAUAAAUGCAAUCUGGACCAUACACAGGUGGCAAUUAAGGUUCUACGCCCUGAUGCGGCUCAUGGGAGAUCACAGUUUCAACAGGAGGUUGAGGUUUUAUGCAACAUACGACAUCCUAACAUGGUUCUCCUGCUAGGAGCUUGCCCCGAGUAUGGCUGCUUAGUCUACGAGUUCAUGGCUAACGGGAGCUUGGAAGAUCGUUUGUUCUGUCGAGGAAAUACAAAACCUCUUUCUUGGCAGCAUAGAUUCAGGAUUGCAGCUGAAAUUGGCACUGGUUUGCUGUUCCUUCACCAGACUAAGCCAGAGCCACUUGUGCACCGUGACCUGAAACCAGGCAACAUCUUGCUUGACCGAAACUUGGUUAGCAAGAUCAGUGAUGUUGGGUUGGCGAGGCUAGUACCCCCAACUGUGGCUGACACAGUGACUCAGUAUCGAAUGACCUCCACAGCCGGAACUUUCUGCUAUAUUGACCCAGAGUAUCAGCAGACAGGCAUGCUUGGUGUAAAGUCAGAUGUUUAUUCACUUGGUAUUAUGUUUCUACAAAUUAUAACAGCAAAACCACCAAUGGGAUUGACUCAUCAUGUUGGAAGGGCUAUCGAAAAAGGGUGUUUUGAACAGAUGCUUGAUCCUGCUGUGAAAGAUUGGCCUAUUCAAGAAACCUUGAGCUUUGCCAAGUUGGCUCUCAAAUGUGCAGAGUUAAGGAGGAAAGACAGACCAGAUCUUGGCAAGGUAGUCCUGCCAGAACUUGACAGAUUGAGAGCACUUGCUGAAGACACCAUGCAUCUGGGCUUUAUGGAUGGCAAUUUUAUCUCCACAACCAACCAAAGUCAAGUUUCUGUGCAGCUGGAAGAUGAGCCAUAUUCAAGAUCUGCUGCUAGCUCAAGGAAUCAGUCUACUGCUAGCUCAAGAAACCCAUCUGUUGCUUUCUAGUAUUUCCGAAAAGUUUAUUAAUCCAUGGAAAGAAAAAGUUGUUUCAAUCACUGUAACAAAACACAAUUAUAAGGAAAAUUUUGUACAGUAAUCAGUGUUCAUAUUACUUUAUUCCAAAGUUUUGUGAAUUACGGUUUUUUCUUAAGCUAUCUUUGUAGCUAACAAGGUUCCGGAGCAAGCAUGUGGUCUUUCCUA
This is a messenger RNA of Ziziphus jujuba (common jujube), 3075 nucleotides long. RefSeq names its product U-box domain-containing protein 52. The record is from RefSeq and is a predicted model, not a curated record. The transcript is spliced from 10 exons. Gene Ontology annotation, biological process: protein phosphorylation. Bases 481 to 2880 code for a protein of 799 amino acids. Lineage: Eukaryota; Viridiplantae; Streptophyta; Magnoliopsida; Rosales; Rhamnaceae. Gene Ontology annotation, molecular function: protein kinase activity; ATP binding.